AAAAAAAAAAAAAAAAAAAAUACAUGAAAGUCUUACUUUAAUGUAAAUAUGCAUUCAAAAUCAAAUGAGGAAAUUGAAGAGGCAAUAGCCAUUUUAGAAGAAGAAACUACAAGACGGAUAGAGGACCUUCAGCAUCGUAUUGAAUUCAUUUGUGCUUCAUUACGAGCUCAAGGGAACACACAAAUAAAUAAAAUGCUCAUGUCUGUUCGUCAACUGACUGUUAAAGAAUUUUGUGAAUAUUAUGAAGCAGAUACUCAAAAGUUUCUAGAACAACAAGCAAAACAACGAAUCAUAGGUGGUGGUGGAUUUGAAUUUAACAAUAGGAAACAAAAAUUAGGUUGUAAUGGAAGUAGUUAUAUGGAAGUAAAAGAUUUAACAGAAAAAAAGAAAAGGAGACUAUCAAGUCCCAUAAUUGAAAAGGUUGAUGAGAUGAGAGACGAAGAAAGUAAAGGUAUAGAACAAAAAGAUGCGGAACCGAUGGAUGAACAACAUGAAGAUAUAGAAGAGGAAAACAUGAAAGAGAAAGAUAUAGAAAGUGAUAUAGAAGUUGAAGAAGCAACAAAAGAGAUGAUAUCUACCACAGAAGAAAAUAAAGUUGAAAUAAUGGAACCUUUGUUAUCGGAAGAGACGCAGAGUGAGGAAAAUGACAAGAAUGUUCAUCGUCAACAUGUUUUGAAGCCAUUAUUGGUUCAUUUAACAAGACAAGAUCAUCCAGAAAUCACGAUUCACUUAGAUCCUGAAGAGACGGCUGAUAAGCUUGGGAAAUUUACUGUUGAGAAGCCAUCAGAGGAGGCUUGGGUUCAAUUAAAUGAUUCGCAAAAAUUGCGUAUACGUGAACAAAUCCAAGUAUUAAAAAAUGAGUUAGAUUCUUUAAUACAAAGUCUAUCGUAAAUAUUUUUGUAAAUAGUAAUAUAUGAUUGACAUAUACAUGUUUUUAUUAUACAAUACAAUAUAAAAAUAUGUAAUAGUAAUGGUUUAU
This is a messenger RNA of Cokeromyces recurvatus, 979 nucleotides long. RefSeq lists its product as uncharacterized. Lineage: Eukaryota; Fungi; Mucoromycota; Mucoromycetes; Mucorales; Mucoraceae. The transcript has 4 exons. Bases 49 to 891 code for a protein of 280 amino acids. The record is from RefSeq and is a predicted model, not a curated record.